Messenger RNA from Sinocyclocheilus anshuiensis, 2100 nucleotides. Its product is annotated as melanocyte protein PMEL-like. The transcript has 12 exons. NCBI's taxonomy places the organism in Eukaryota, Metazoa, Chordata, Actinopteri, Cypriniformes, Cyprinidae. The record is from RefSeq and is a predicted model, not a curated record. Gene Ontology annotation, cellular component: plasma membrane; melanosome. Gene Ontology annotation, biological process: melanosome organization.
GUGCCAACAACAGUGACACAAUGAAGCUACUUUCAAGAAUACUGAUACUGACCUGUUUGUCUGUGGCUUUAACAAGACAAGUCGACAGAAGCAACUCGAAAUCCAGAUUCAAUCAAUAUCAGACAUGGAAUACAAAACGGUUUCCAGUGUGGAAAGAUGGAGACCCACGCUACAAAAACAGCUGGACAGGUGGUCAACUGAAGUUUGAUGUGGGAAAUGAUGCACCCACUUUGACUGGUGCCAAAAUCAACUUCACCAUUGACAUUGUGUUCCCUCACAACCAGAAGGUCCUGCCAGAUGGACAGGUUGUUUGGGCCAAAAACUGCACAAUAAAUGGCACACAGUUCCACGAGGGUGAGCCUGUCUAUCCUGAGGAGAACUCUGUAGAUGAAUGGAACGCUGUGUUCCCUAAUGCUCCUCUCCUGUCUAGACAAGGGGACAAGCAACCUCCAUAUGUGUUUGUGUGGAAAACCUGGGGUAAAUACUGGCAAGCGUGCGACGGCCCUUCCUCAUCAUUAACCAUCAGAACUGAUGACGUUCCUCUUGGCUCUUACAUGAUGGAUGUUGUCAUUUAUCACUACAGGCAAAAAGAGAAAUUCAUCCCUAUUGGAUAUGCAUCCACACAGUUCAGUAUCACCGACCAGAUUCCCUUUGCGGUUUCCCUAACGCAGGUGAAUGACAAAGAUGAAGGUGAUCGGAAAUUCAUCCAGAACAGAGCAGUGGCCUUCAGCAUCACCCUUCACGACCUCAGCCAAUACCUGAGCAAAUCAGACGUGAUUUUUAACUGGAACUUCGGGGAUGGCAGUGGCACUGUCAUCUCCAGGGAACUCACCGUCACACAUACCUACAUUGCAGCUGGAGCUUUCAAGCCCCAAGUUGUCGUACAAGCAGCUAUUCCGGAUUCAUCUUGUGCCACUCCACCAAACCUUCCCACUGAGGCCCGUCCCACCACCAACACCCUCACCUCUGAGAGCCCCAUCCGCCUGAAUGAACACAUCACUGCAGAUCAUGCUACCAGUAAGUCUUCAGCUCCCAUUCAGAAAUCCACACCUGCAUCUACAAUGAAAACUAUUCCACCCGCACCUACAAAUGGAGUUCCAACAAGAUCCAGCCUUGAGAAGGUCUUUGAUCUUAGAUCUGCAUCUGAGAUGUCUGAAAUGAUGAAUACUGCAACAAAGACAACACUGAGGGCAACUGCCGCUGACAGGGAGGCAACGGCGGAGGAAGACUACAUUGAAGACCAGGCCCAUGUAUCAAUAAUAAAGCGUCAGGCUCCAAACACAAAUGACUGUGUGAUUUACCGCUAUGGAUCCUUCUCAACUAAUAUUUAGAUUAUUGAGGGCAUUGAGAGUGUGCAGAUCGUCCAGGUGGCUGUACCUGAUGGUUUUCUGCUAACAGAAAUGGAGCAGAAUGCUGUUGAUUUCACCGUUUCCUGCCAAGGAAGCCUCCCCACUGAAGUGUGUACUGUAGUAUCAGAUGCUGACUGCCAUGUGCCAGUUAUGACCAUCUGCAAUGCUGUUAGCCCCUCCUCAGACUGCCAACUCAUCCUCCGACACUACUUCAAUGACUCUGGGAUCUUCUGUGUCAACGUGUCAAUGACAAAUGAUGUCAGUUUGGCAUUCACAAAUGCCAGGGUUAAUAUUAACAUAGAAGGUUCCAGGUUGACAUUUGCAGGUGCCGCUGCCCUUUUGUUGGGCAUCCUGACCAUCAUAUCAGCAAUAGGUGCUGUGGCUUUUGCAUAUAAGCGUCUUAAAGGGUAUCAAAGGCUGACUGAGGAUGCUGCUGCAUGCCAAUCCAAAGACACUGGCGUGAGCUCAAUGCCAGUGCUCUUCUGGAGUCUGAUGAACCAGCAGACGGCAGAUCAGAAAAAAGGAGUAGUGUGAAUUUUCCUUUAAAACCUUCAAAAUUCAAAUUUAAAGUUACAUUAGCACUAUGUUGAAUAGCGUAAAAGCAUCUAACCCAUUUUUUUACUCUUUAAUAUUUGAAUUGAGAUUUUGUAUUCUUUUAUACACAUUUGAACCCAAAUCCUUUUUCUACAAAGGCAUGUUUUUAAUUACAUUACAUAGAAUUCUGUACUGUAAUUUUUAUUUUGAAGAAAAA